AUGAAUGGGAUGAAAAGAAUCAGAGCGAGGUUCCAUAUCCACGACUCAGUACUCCUCAGGUUUCCAAGUCAAACGAGUAUCAUCAACCAGGUGGUGCUCAAGUCAAAAGCUAAGGAGAUGAUUCCACCAGUUCAAGAAAAGCAUCUACAAGAAUCGUUUCAAAGCUUAGUUGAUGAACAAUUGGGUGAUACAAAAUGUGAUAGUGAUAUCAAAGGUUUAUUUUACAGAGUAUAUAAACAAUUUUUGAGAGAUCGGGAUGUAAAACAAUAUUUUGGAGAUUCUGCUAUUGUUCAUCAGAUACGUAUCCAUCUCAAAGGAAAUCUUAAAACUAGAAAAGAUGGGUUAGACUUUGUUAGGAAAUUGAAAAAAGAAGGUAUUGAAUAUGGAAUAUUGAAAAGUAAUUUCCUAAGAACUUUGGGAUUAAUGGAUAAUCAUUAUUCAAGAUUAUUAACAGAUAUUUCCAAAAGAUCAAAUAUCCCUAUUGCAGAUGUCAAGACCUCUCAAAUUCUUCCAUCAAGUGAUAGUUUUGCAAAUGAAGGUAUUAUCAUGGACUACUUGGAUCAAUUCAAUCAUAGAUCCAAAAUCAAUGAUUAUUUAGUAAUCAAUUCUCCUCAAGCUGCUGAAGCUUUAACAUCAAUGGGAUUUAAAUUAGGUUUGAAAUUGAUUUUGGUUACUGAUCCAUUUUUUGAGAAGCCUACAUCAACAUUAACAACAAUGAUUGAACAAUACAAAGAAGCUAAAAAGACACAGAAUGAAGUAUUAUGUGAGAACAUUCGUGAUGAAAUGGGGUCACUUAAUCAAAUCACUGUCAAGACCUUAAAUGAAGUUCACGAUUUCAUUGAUAUUAUUAAUGAUACAAAAGUUAAAGAACCUAUCAAUGGGAAUAGUUUCUGGGGUACUUUGGAACAAAUGGAAUUGAGUAUUUUGGGAAAUUUGGAGUCAAGACAUGGUCCUUUGACCGAAAAGACACACUAA
Hansenula ciferrii is the source of this 975-nucleotide messenger RNA. RefSeq lists its product as uncharacterized. The coding region runs from base 1 to 975 and encodes 324 amino acids. Lineage: Eukaryota; Fungi; Ascomycota; Saccharomycetes; Phaffomycetales; Wickerhamomycetaceae. The record is from RefSeq and is a predicted model, not a curated record. The transcript has a single exon.